AGUAGCUCGCAGUUUUACGUAGAACAAAACUGUGAGUAAUCAUCGCGUGUGUUUAUUAUUUUAACUUGAACUGGCGUUCGACGCAAAUAACUAAUAACAUUGCUGUUCAUCACAGAUCGGCUGUUUAGUCAUCAGACACAGUGUUUAAUCGGAUUUAUGUGCUGUGAUGGCGAUUCUGUUUGCGGUGGUGGCUCGUGGUUCCACGGUUCUGGCCAAACAUGCUCGUUUCUCCGGAAACUUUCUGGAGGUGACGGAACAGAUUCUGGCUAAAAUCCCAUCUGAAAACAACAAACUCACAUACUCUCAUGGCAGCUAUCUCUUUCACUACAUUUGCCACGAGAGGAUUGUCUAUCUGUGCAUUACUGAUGAUGAGUUUGAGCGGUCCCGUGCUUUUGGCUUCUUAAAUGAAGUGAAGAAGAGAUUUCAGAGCACAUACGGGUCGCGUGCACAGACAGCUCUCCCCUACGCCAUGAACAGUGAGUUCUCCAACACGCUGGCUGUACAAAUGAAACAUCAUUCAGACCCAAAAGGCUCAGACACUCUGACAGAAACACAGGUGCAGGUGGAUGACCUGAAAGGCAUUAUGGUCCGAAACAUUGAUCUCGUAGCACAGAGAGGAGAGAAGCUAGAGCUCCUUAUCGAUAAAACUGAGAACUUGGUAGAUUCUUCUGUCACCUUUAAAACAACAAGCCGUAACCUGGCACAUGCCAUGUGUAUGAAGAACCUUAAGUUAACAGUCAUUAUCAUAGUAAUUCUACUGGUGGUGUUGUACAUAAUAGUGACUGCUGCUUGUGGAGGACUCAGCUGGCCAAGCUGUCGGAAGAAGUAGAGCACGCAUGAAAUAUGAUGGUUCAUCGGUCUACAAGAAUUUAAGAGACCAUUUGUUUUCUCCUAAUCACUUUUUGUUUUUCUUCGACUCACUUUAUCCUCAUUUGACUUUCAACAAUGAUGCUGGCAAACAGAAAGACGCUGAACUCCUCAAACAAAUAGCAGAGAUCUUCAGUGCUCCAAUCAACGCAUUAUAUAUUUUUGGUUCAGAUAUGUUAUGUUAAUGCUAUAGUUUUAUUUAUUUUUAUUUUUUUUCCUAAGUGUGUAAUGCAGAUAUACUUUGGUGAGAUAAGAUGGGUAAUUUUAAAGUCACUCAUAAAAUGCACAUUCUGUCAACAUUUGCAAUAAUAAGCUCAAAAACAAAGCAUAAAAAUAGUAAUACAUUGCCAUGUAAUUUCUUUGUCUGACGGACAGAUGGAUAUUUACUGAAUUUCAUAAUUUGCUGUACUAAAUUAUGAUAUUCUACUUAUUAUAUUUCACAAGUUGCAGUGUGGCGUUUUUCAAAUGCAUCACAUUUAGAUUUCUUUCCACUGAAUUACUUCCAUUAAGCUCUCUUAACCCUUAUUUGUUGUUGGAGACGUUUUCAUCCACUAUGGGUUUUUUUUUCUCUUAAUUUAGCCACAACUUUCUCUGUUUCAUCAAAUGGAAUGAUUUGUUUGUGACAAAUCUUAUAUUUACACAUAUUUUGGGAAAAUGCUUUGAAAUUUUUCAAAAACUCAACAAUUCAUUGUGGGCAAAUUUACUACCCUUUCGUGUUCGUAGAUGAAAACAUCAACUAUAUUAAACAACUGUAAAAUUUUA
This is a messenger RNA of Misgurnus anguillicaudatus (oriental weatherfish), 1629 nucleotides long. RefSeq names its product synaptobrevin-like 1 (gene vamp7). The record is from RefSeq and is a predicted model, not a curated record. Gene Ontology annotation, biological process: exocytosis; vesicle fusion; endosome to lysosome transport. Gene Ontology annotation, cellular component: membrane; SNARE complex. Lineage: Eukaryota; Metazoa; Chordata; Actinopteri; Cypriniformes; Cobitidae. Gene Ontology annotation, molecular function: SNARE binding; SNAP receptor activity.